This is a messenger RNA of Fulvia fulva, 606 nucleotides long. RefSeq lists its product as uncharacterized. The record is from RefSeq and is a predicted model, not a curated record. NCBI's taxonomy places the organism in Eukaryota, Fungi, Ascomycota, Dothideomycetes, Mycosphaerellales, Mycosphaerellaceae. The transcript has a single exon. Bases 1 to 606 code for a protein of 201 amino acids.
AUGGCAGAGAACGUCUUCGUCGGUAGACCUUCGAUUCGAGCAACUCCCAAGUACACUCACGUCAAAGUACCGGAGUUCAUUGUCCCAAGAGCGCCCGAGAAGUCCUACAGAGAGCUCGAAGCAGAAUUUCUCGAUCGCGCUGCGGCGAUGGGCAGAGACAUCUGCGUCAAACACAAGAACACUCGCAAUACCCUUGAGCGUGUUGAGUACGACGAUGAUGGCCCGUGGGACCCGGCAGCGGCCAUCGUGGCUGGAGACGAGGUGCUUCUAGCAUCUGAUGUGGAGCAAACGACCAACCACAAAGAAGACGAUACCGUGGCAGGAGCUUCUGAAGAUGGAAGCAAAAAGGAAAACAGCACCCAGCGGCCCAGUCAGCAGACAGUCAACCCCAAGAGCUCUCAACUCACAUCUGCACGCCGUGGUCGAAAGCGUAGCGCGUCCGCGGACUCCAGUGAUCAAGAUACCAAGCGCGUCAAGCCGUCACCGUCCGAUAGGGCCAGCGUGGCUGAUGAGGCAUUGGUCACUUCCUUCGAAGCACCAGAUGGGGCUACGGCAACGACAGGCCUUUCCAAGCAGAUCCCUGCUAUCAAAAUCGGCGACAACUGA